AUGGCAGGAGAAAUCCUAGCCAUAGAUAUGCCUCACCCCAGGAGUCCUGCUCUGUACCGUCUCACCAAGCAGCUACUACAGAAAUAUCACAAGGCAGUGAGGCCAGUUCACGACUGGACUGAGGCCACCACGGUGUAUCUGGAUGUGUUGGUCCACGCCAUAUUGGAUGUGGAUGCACAGAACCAAAAAUUAAAGACAAGUAUAUGGUACCAUGAGGUUUGGGUUGAUGAGUUUUUAUCCUGGAACCCCAGCAUGUUUGAUGAGAUUAGAGAGAUCUCUCUACCUCUAAGUGCCAUCUGGGCCCCUGACAUCAUCAUUAAUGAGUUUGUGGAAAUUGAAGGAUCACCCGACCUUCCGUAUGUCUAUGUGAACUCAUCUGGGACCAUUAAGAACUCUAAGCCUAUCCAGGUUGUUUCUACAUGCGGUUUAGAGACCUACGCGUUUCCAUUUGACAUCCAGAACUGCAGCCUGACCUUCAGUAGUGUCCUGCACACAGUGCAAGAUGUCGACCUGGCCUUCCUGAGGAGCAGAGAAGACAUUAAGCAUGACAAGAAGGAAUUUUUGAACGACAGUGAGUGGGAACUUCUCUCUGUGUCCUCAACAUACAGCAUCCUGCAGAGCGGCGCUGGAGAUUUUGCCCAGAUUCAGUUUAAUGUGGUGAUUCGCAGGCGUCCGCUGGUCUAUGUUGUGAACCUGCUGAUUCCCAGCAUCUUCCUAAUGCUUGUGGAUCUGGGGAGCUUCUACCUACCACCCACCUGCCGUGCCAGGAUUGUGUUCAAGACCAGCGUGCUGGUGGGCUACACCGUCUUCAGGGUCAACAUGUCCGACGAGAUGCCAAGGAGCGCACUGAGCACCCCUCUGAUUGGAGUCUUCUUCACGGUCUGCAUGGCCUUCCUGGUUAUCAGCUUAUUUAAGUCCAUCCUGCUGGUCAGAUUCCUCCAUGAUGAGUGGAGCCAUGGGCAGGAGUGGCCCCUCUUGUGCCUUCGAGGGGACACUGAUGCUGAUGGGCCUAGAAUGGAUCCCAGAGCCCAGCUUGCUGGGGUACCAGAGCCCCCCAUCUGUCGAGAGCCCCAGGUCCAGCCAGGGAGCCUGAAGGAAGUCUGGUUCCAGCUUAAGUCCAUCAGCACCUACUUCCAAACCUGGGAGCAGGCGGACCGGAAGGGGGUUAAGUGGCUGGCCCUCCUGGAACGUUUAGACCGACUGCUCUUUCAAGCCUACGCCAUCCUGCUGGGCCUCUAUACCGUCACCCUGUGCUCCCUCUGGGCACUGUGGGGCAGCUCGUCAACCUUGUACAGAGCAGAAUGCAAGAUUCACACCUCAUCCGUGUCCUGA
Molecule: messenger RNA, 1332 nt
Organism: Callorhinus ursinus (northern fur seal)
Lineage: Eukaryota; Metazoa; Chordata; Mammalia; Carnivora; Otariidae
Source: RefSeq, a predicted model, not a curated record